CUGCGUUCAGAAACUUUUACCCAGGUAGAGUAGGAGUAGAGUUAGAGUUGACUUCGGGUUACUGUCGUUUAUGGACGACGAAAGUAACAUCACGGGUUAACAUGGCGCUCUCCCAUCAAGCAUUGAAUAUGAGUGAAAAUAUGGCAGCGCAUCAGGAAAAUAGUGUCCGUAUCAAACGAGCUAUUUCUUUUGUAAUAGCACAAAUCGCUGCUCAAGCCGCUAAUUAUUGGACCAUUAUGAAGGCAUCAGAGGAGGAUGAUGACGAAGAGGAAUUGUUUUGCCUUAUAGCAUUGGAAAAGGGAAAUACGCCAACACGCAUUACUGGAUAUAUUGAGAAUGUGGUGUCGAAUUACACGUCCGUUCAAUUCCAACAACAUUUCAGAGUACCACUUGAUACUUUUGAGGAUUUACUACAAAUGAUUGGAUGUAUGCUAAUAGGUGAUGAUAAUCGACAGGGCCGUCCAAUGAUCGACCCUCGGAAACAAUUACUUUCUGCAAUUUGGCUCCUUAGUACACCAGACUCAUAUAGAUCCAUUGGAGAUCGAUUCAACAUGGCAAAGUCUUCAUUGUCAGCAUCAUUUGUUCGAGUGGUUACAGCGUUGUGCAGAAUUGCACACCGAUUCAUUAAAUGGCCUCAACGAGCUGAAAUAGAGGAGAUCAAAGAAAAGUUCCAAAAACUUUCUCAUAUUCCGGGUGUACUUGGCGCGAUUGACGGAACAUAUAUCCCUAUUAAAGCUCCACAAAUAGAUCCAGAGGUGUAUAUAAAUCGGAAAUGUUUUUAUGGCAUUACUCUGCAAGCCAUCUGCGACCCAUCGUUGAAAUUUAUAGAUUGUUUUGCUGGCUAUCCAAGCUCCGUAAGCGAUGUCAGAAUAUUUCGUAACUCGGAUAUCUAUGCACAAAUAAGUGGUGAACCGCAAGCUUACUUCCCAAAUGGGGAGUUUUUGUUAGGAGACAAGGCCUACCCUGUACUAACCUGGCUUAUUCCCCCGUACAUCGACAGAGGGAACACUACCGAAAUUCAAAGGCACUUUAAUAGAAAUUUGGCAAGCACUAGACAGGUGAUUGAGAGAUCUUUUGCGUUACUGAAAGGUCGUUUUAGAAGAUUAAAAUAUCUGGACAUGAAUCGUACUGAUUUGAUACCUGCUACGAUAUUAGCAUCAUGUGUUCUGCACAACAUGUGUAUCGAUCAUAAUGAUUUAUUUAUAGAAGAAUAUGUCAUUGAGGGAAUGAACAAUGACAACCAAGAUGCAGAGCCGAUCAAUCCCGUACAUGGAGCUGUGCCUGGUGAAAAUAAUGGACAUCAGAAAAGAAACGAAUUAGCCGAGUUAUUGUAUUACCGAGUCUAGCUGAUGUAGAAAUAAAGUACCCAUUUUUAUACUAUUGUAUGACGUAUUCUAUGAAUAAAAAAAUAAGUAUUGUGUAAAUAA
Temnothorax curvispinosus is the source of this 1427-nucleotide messenger RNA. RefSeq names its product protein ALP1-like. Bases 102 to 1346 code for a protein of 414 amino acids. NCBI's taxonomy places the organism in Eukaryota, Metazoa, Arthropoda, Insecta, Hymenoptera, Formicidae. The transcript is spliced from 3 exons. The record is from RefSeq and is a predicted model, not a curated record.